AUGCAGUCAUCAUCGGACCCGGGCAACACCCCUCUUUUCACAAUCGACGAGCAGAUGGACCUAGCGUUUGACCUGUUCAAAGCCCUUGUCGCUAUGCAGAGAUACCUGGAAGGAGCAAGGACAAUGGUGGAGAGGCGGAGGCACGCUCUAGAGGAGAAUCUUGCUCCCAAUCCUCGAGGCUGGACCAAAAGGCAUCUACAGCGUGCUUUUGAAGCAAGUGUUAGGAUCCACAACGAGGCUAUGGAAAGCAGGAAGCGCAUCAUGGAGAGCCCUAUCCAACUAGUAUACGGGCCAAUGCACAUGCAUGGCGGAGACUCGGCUUAA
Messenger RNA from Coprinopsis cinerea okayama7#130, 324 nucleotides. RefSeq lists its product as hypothetical. Lineage: Eukaryota; Fungi; Basidiomycota; Agaricomycetes; Agaricales; Psathyrellaceae. Bases 1 to 324 code for a protein of 107 amino acids. The record is from RefSeq and is a predicted model, not a curated record. The transcript is spliced from 4 exons.